UCCACAGCUUUAGCAGUCCUGUGGACUAUAGUAGCCACAGGUCUGCCUAAACGUCACACCGCCCGGAAACGGUCGACGGCUAGACCAACUCGCCCUUCACGAACCGAGCUGGCGCUCAUGUGUAUGAUGUCGCUGCAGUCUGAACCAGCUCUACGCGUGACAAGUCAAAACAGUCAAUCAAUACAUUUGGAGAAAUCGAGAGAUCUAAUCAACGACAUGUUAGAUAAACAUGAAACAUUCACUCGUGGUCAGUCGCCUGUGCCAGGUCACCACAUGAAUCACUUCAACUUUGCUCUGCUUUAUGAAUCUGUAUCUCAUGCUGGCUCAGUGAUGAUGUCGUCGCUGAACGCGAUACAAAGUCUAGCUGAACUUCAAGCGAAAUUCCGCCCAGAGGCACUGAUGUCUUUUGAUACCGAAUCGGUACAGCCAACGAUGCGAGAUGGUUGCGAUUCAUCA
Ostertagia ostertagi is the source of this 456-nucleotide messenger RNA. The record is from the annotation of a GenBank genome assembly. NCBI's taxonomy places the organism in Eukaryota, Metazoa, Nematoda, Chromadorea, Rhabditida, Trichostrongylidae.